CGGCCGCUCGGGGCCGGGCAGCGCUCGGGGCCGGCCCCCUCGGCCCCCCGGGCGCGGUGCCGCGGCCAUGCUGCGGGGGGACGAGUUUCUGAGCUCGCCGCCCAGGAAGGCGGUGCGCUUCGGGGGCACCCUGCCCGACAUCCUGCUCAAGUACGGCCAGGGUGACACCACCGAUUAUGAGUUGUUAAAGCACCAGCUGUCAGACCCAGACAUAAAGGAUGCCCAGAUCGUUAAUUGGCUGCAUGAAUUUCGAGCUUCUGUCACCUACUUGACCAAGGACUUUGAGCAACUGGUCAGCCUUUUGCUGAAGCUGCCGUGGUUGAGAAGAAGCCGAGAGGUAGUGGAAGAAUACCUGGGUUUUCUUGGCAAUCUGGUGUCAGCACAAACUGUCCAUCUUAGGCCAUGCCUCCGCAUGAUUGUAUCCCAGUUUGUUCCCCCUCGAAUAACCAUCAGAGAAGAUGAUGUGGAUAUUUCAGAUUCUGAUGAUGAUGAUGAAAACCUUUCUGAAAACUUUAAUACAUGCCAUAGAGCACUGCAAACUGUUGUAAGAUAUGUUCCUUCAACACUGCAAUUUCUUAUGCCAAUACUUGUAGAAAGCUUUCCUUUCAUUAAUAAAUCAGAAAGAACUCUGGAAUGUUACGUACAUAACCUGCUACGAGUUACAGUGUACCUUCCAACACUGAGGCUUCAGAUUCUGGAGCUUAUUGUUGAAAAACUGUUAAAGUUGGAUGUUAGUACUCCACAGCAAGAUAUUGAGGAUGCUGAAGAAGCUGCUAAUAACUCUGAUAGUGGGGAAAAAUCUGCAGAGGAGGGACUUUUUGACAUGGAGGAAGAUGAAGAAAGAAAAGGAAACAAAGUUGUCUCUUCCAGUAGUGAGAGAAUGGCCCAUCCGCUUGCGGAGCGGCUUGAUAUUUUGAUGACCAUCCUGUUUUCCUAUAUUAAAGAUGUUUGCCAUGUGGAUGGCAAGCUUGAUAUCAACAAGACAAAGGAUUUGUAUCGGGACCUGGUUUCUGUUUUUGACAAGCUCAUUUUACCAACUCAUGCUUCAUGUCAUGUGCAGUAUUUCAUGUUUUACAUCUGUAGCUUUAAAUUGGUUCCGUUCACGUUUUUACAACUAAAUACAGAAAAAGACACAGAAAAUAGCAUUCUUCCACCAUUGAGAGGUUUGGCUGAGGCAUUUUUAGACCAUCUUUGGAAAAAACUGCAUGAUCCAAACAAUCCUUCAGUGAUCAGGCAAACCGCUGGCAGCUAUAUUGGCAGCUUUUUGGCAAGAGCUAAGUUUAUUCCAGUUGUUACAGUAAAAGCAUGCUUGGAUCUGCUGGUUAAUUGGAUGCAUAAAUACAUUGAUAAUCAGGAUACAGGGGCUAAUGCUUACUGUGAUGUAGCUCUCCAUGGGCCAUUUUAUUCUACAUGUCAGGCAGCAUUCUAUACGCUUAUUUUCCGUCACAAGCAGCUUUUGGAUGGAAAUUUAAGGAAAGGUCUGUCAUAUCUGCAGAGUUUAAAUUUUGAGCGCAUUGUCAUGUGUCAACUAAACCCUCUGAAGAUAUGUAUACCCUCUGUUGUGAACUUGUUUGCUGCUAUUACAAGGAAAUACCAGUUGGUGUUCUGCUACACAAUUAUUGAGAGGAACAACAGGCAGUUCAUACCAGUUGUUCGGAGUGGGACUGGGGGUGACCUUGUGCAGACAUGCACUAACCCACUUGACAGUUUCUUCCCCUUUGAUCCCUACGUGCUCAAAAGAUCAAAGAAGACUAUUGAUCCUUUUUAUCAGUUCUGGGAAGAGCUGAGUGCUGAAGAUCUUGAGAAUCUGAAGAAACCCAUUAAAAGGGGUACUUCUGAAGAUGAAGAUGAUGACUUUUUGAAAGGAGAAACUCCUCAAAAUGAUAGUGUGGUUGAAAUUGCUCCAAAUUCUUAUGAGUCAAAUACCCGGAGCCCAGUGAGCAGCAUCGGCUCUCCUCCAGACUCUUAUGUGCAAUACCCACACUGACCUGGAUAACCAACUAGAAGUGAAAAGGUUGAAAAUUGUGUGCAAUUUUUUUGCUCAUAAAGAGACUUGAGCUCAACUUUCCAAACUGGCUAAUGUUCAAGUAACUACAUUUAAGAAAAACUGUUAUUUCUUCAUCAUCAAAUUUCUACAGAUGUUAUGAUAAAUUCAUAUAUUGUUAGAAAAGCCUAGAGAAUAAAUAGGGUGAUAAUUUACAAAUUUCACAUUGAAAUGUUUUUUAUGACUUACCGAGGGUUUUUUAUAGGUUUUCUUGACUUUUUAAAAACUUUCAUUUACUAAUGUUUCUCUGUGAGGUUUUAUGUAUCGGGAGUGAAAUUCUGGUCUUUACUCCUUUUGAUUUCUGUGGGACCACAAGUACACUGUCAGUAUUUAAACUGUUCUCUGAUGACUUUUUUUAGUUGGUUUCAAUUAAUGGUAUGGUCCUGUGAUAGGGAAGCCAUGAACUGACUCUUAAUAGUGAUUCUUUUGCACACAUCUCUAAGCUUUUCCUAUCUGUAGAGCAGUAUUUUGUAAAGCCCCUUGAUAGUGGUACAUGUAUUCAGAUGGUAAGCAUUAUUGCUGCGUAAAAACGUAACUGACACACAUUUUUUUCAGCUGUUCAGGCAUGUAGAAUGGUCAGGCAUGUAGAGUGGUGAUUAUUGGAAGUGUUGAAAAUUGGAGUAGCUGGAUGUAUGAUUUGUAGAUAGUUUUCUUUGAGGUGCUUGAGAAGCACUCUGAAACAGGUAUUUAUUUUCAGGAUUUGAAUUUUACAUGUGAAUGUUGAAAAUACCAAAACUCAAACAUACCAAAAAAAGAAACAAACAAAAAAAACCACCCAUAUCCCUAAUAGAAAGGAAUUGAUGGUGUCAGUGGUGUCAUUGUAUUGUCCGUGUGUCAGUGAAGAGUUUCUCUGUACAUAUUUCUUAUAUUUUCUGUGAUUGCUGGCUUUUAGAUGUGAGAAAGAAUAUAAAAAGUAGAAAAAAAUGUUAUUUGUGUAACAUUUAGUUGAAAAUUUCAUGCCCGUUGGACUAAAUUCUUUAUAGCUGCCCAACUUCAUUCAUCUGCCCUUCUUUAGAGUCUGAACUUGUAGGCUUUCAAGGCAAUGUAUUUAUUCAGAGCCAAUAAAGACUGAUGCAAACGGU
This is a messenger RNA of Cygnus olor (mute swan), 3126 nucleotides long. It is a transcript of the gene RRN3, whose product is annotated as RRN3 homolog, RNA polymerase I transcription factor. Bases 68 to 1987 code for a protein of 639 amino acids. The record is from RefSeq and is a predicted model, not a curated record. Gene Ontology annotation, cellular component: nucleus. Gene Ontology annotation, biological process: transcription initiation at RNA polymerase I promoter. The transcript is spliced from 18 exons. NCBI's taxonomy places the organism in Eukaryota, Metazoa, Chordata, Aves, Anseriformes, Anatidae. Gene Ontology annotation, molecular function: RNA polymerase I general transcription initiation factor activity; RNA polymerase I core binding.